Molecule: messenger RNA, 2758 nt
Organism: Helicoverpa armigera (cotton bollworm)
Lineage: Eukaryota; Metazoa; Arthropoda; Insecta; Lepidoptera; Noctuidae
Exons: 14
Coding region: 167-2707 (846 amino acids)
Biological process (GO): glutathione metabolic process
Molecular function (GO): glutathione transferase activity
Source: RefSeq, a predicted model, not a curated record
CGUAUCUAUUUAUACACGCGGUUGGCUCGAUAACGGUAACAACACGUCCCACACGAACCGGCUGCAGCGGCCUGUGUCACUUCGGUCCACAACUUGAAGCGAUUCGAUCGUCUCUGCGAAAUAGCGAGCUCGGAUUUUCAUUUGAACAAAAUCUAAAAGAAUAACAAUGGGUUUGACAGUUUACAAGAUCGACGCUAGUCCCCCUGUGAGGUCCGUGUUUAUGACUGUUGAGGCCUUAAAUAUCCCAGAUGUUGAGUAUGUGGAUGUCAACCUGUUGGAUGGAGACCACCUCAAAGAAGAAUUUACGAAGGUGAAUCCUCAACACACUGUGCCUCUUCUAAAAGAUGAUGACUUUUACGUUUGGGACAGUCACGCAAUUGCUGUAUAUUUGGUGACCAAAUAUGGAGCCGACGAUUCUCUUUACCCAGCUGAUCCGAAAAAGAGGGCCGUCAUUGAUCAACGUCUCCACUUUGAUAGUGGGAUUCUGUUUCCAGCUUUGAGAGGGACUGGUGAACCAGUGUUCUUCAAAGGGGAGAAAUCGUUCAGACCCGAAAACCUGGAGAAGAUCACAAAGGCUUAUGAAUUCGCUGAGAAGUUCUUGGCUUCGUCACAAUGGUUUGCUGGUGACCAGAUAACGUUGGCAGAUAUUUGCUGCGUCUCUACCAUCAGCACCAUGAACGAACUCAUCCCUAUAGACGAGGAGUUGUACCCCAACCUCGCGGGCUGGUUGAAACGAUGCGGUGAACAAGACUUCUAUAAGAAGGGCAAUGAAUACGGCCUGGAACAAUUCCGAGGUCUCAAGAAAUUGAAAUUGGUGUCCGAUAGAGUAGCAAAACUGUGCAUAUCCAUUGAAGGUAAGACAAUGUAUGUGAUUCAAGUGUACGCGCCAACUGAACAAUCAACACUGGAGGACAUAGAUCGAUUCUACGAUGAUCUCAGAAAAGCGAUGAUUAUAGAGAAGUACAAUGAGCACAAUAAAGAACUCUAUAUAGCAUUUAUAGACUACUCCAAGGCGUUCGACUCUAUCUCCCACGAAUCUCUAUGGUGUUCUCUUUGUGAACAAGGAGUACAUACCAAGUACAUAAACAUCUUGAAAGAAAUUUACAAAACCAGCAAAGCCAUAAUUAAAUUGGAGAAAAAAGGAGAGCCAUUUAAUAUCCAAAAAGGAGUCAGGCAGGGUGAUCCCAUCUCACCAAACUUAUUUAACGCUGUUUUGGAGCAUGUCUUCAGACAGUUAAAUUGGCGCGACGUCGGAAUCAACAUAAACGGCGAGUAUUUAAACCAUCUCCGCUUCGCAGAUGACAUAAUUCUGGUGAGUGAAACACAUUCAGAUCUUGAGCGCAUGAUGAAGUCUCUAGAUGAGGAGAGCCGAAAAUGUGGUCUUCACAUGAACGCGAGAAAGACAUGCUUGUUAACCAACAGCACAAGAGUACAAAUGAUGAUACAAGACACACCAAUCGCAUACGUAGACAGCUAUGUUUACCUUGGGCAAAGCAUCUCAUUUGACAGACCGACAGAAAAUGAAGUAGAUCGAAGGAUAAACAGUGCAUGGAAAAGAUAUUGGUCGCUAAAAGAAAUAUUUAAAUCUCGCAUUCCGAUUCGCCUGAAAAAGAAAGCAAUGGAUACCAUUAUUCUGCCUACUCUACUCUACGGUUGCCAAAGUUGGAUUUUAACAAAGGCAGUUACAUCAAAACUUCAAGCCUUCCAACGAGCAAUGGAGAGGAGCAUGUUAGGAAUUAAACUCCGAGACCGAAAAAGAAGCGUAGACAUAAGAAAAUGCACUAAAAUAAUAGAUGCUGUUGAACUAGCGUGCAAAUUGAAAUGGCGAUGGGCAGGACACGUAGCUAGAGCCACAGAUGGACGCUGGAGUGAGAAAGUUCUACACUGGUAUCCUCGCGAUGCACCACGCAGCCGGGGCAGACCCAGACGUCGAUGGUGCGAUGAUAUUGUGGCAGUGGCCGGCCCUACCUGGACUAGAAUAGCACAAGACCGAGAUGAAUGGCAUAAGAUGGAGGAGGCCUUCGCCCUUAAAUGGUUGAUAAUGGACGGGUUAAAAAUGGGGUUGAAGCUAUACAAAAAGGAUACUAGCGCGCCCUGUCGGUCAGUCUACAUGGUGAUUGAAAUCUUAAAAAUUCCUAAUGUUGAGUAUAUUAACAUGGACUUGGCAAAACGCGAACAUUUUAAGGAAGAAUUUUUGAAGUUAAACCCCCAACAUACCGUACCGACGUUGGUCGACGGAGAUUUUGCAAUUUGGGACAGCCAUGCCAUCAACACUUACUUGGUCAAUCAAUAUGCUAAGGAUGAUUCACUUUACCCAACUGAGCCCAAGAGGAGAGCAGUGGUAGAUCAGAGGCUGCAUUUUGAUAAUGCUAUACUAUUUUCAGCUCUCAGAGAAAGUAUGAUACCCAUCUUAUACCAUGGUGAGACACAAUUCAGACCAGAGAAUUUGGAAAAAAUUAAGUCAGGGUACGAGUUCAUUGAAAAAUUCUUCAAUGGGCCCUGGCUCGCUGGUGACUCCAUCACAGUGGCUGACAUUUGUUCCAUGGCUAACAUAAGCGGUUUGAACGAGAUUUUACCAAUCGAUAAAGCAUUAUACCCUAAGCUGACCGCGUGGUUUGAGCAGUGCUCAAAACAAGACUUCUACGUAAAGGCAAACGUGCCAGGCCUGCGAAUUUUUCAAGAAUUUUUGAAAAAUGCUAUUCACUGAACGAAAUAAUUAUCAAUGAACCAAAUUAAAUAAAUAUUGUUUUACAUUGUC